Molecule: messenger RNA, 2125 nt
Organism: Onthophagus taurus
Lineage: Eukaryota; Metazoa; Arthropoda; Insecta; Coleoptera; Scarabaeidae
Product: solute carrier family 35 member C2
Source: RefSeq, a predicted model, not a curated record
AUGAAUGCCAACAUGGCCAACAGAACGUAGAAAGUGUCAAUGUCAGUGACAAAUCGCGUAUAAAGUUAUGCACGUAAUGAUUAACACAACUGGGUGUUUAUCGUAAAUUACAGAAAAUCCUUCGAAGAAUGCGUUCGAAUUAUAAUUUGGACGUGGGUUAGUUAAGUUAGGUUUUUUGUGGGAUUAUUGCAUUUUUUCGGUCAACAAUAUGGUUUGGAUAAGGAAAAAGCAAAAGUAUAAAGCGGUAGAUAGCAUCGCCGAUGAAGAUGUGGAUAUUGAAAUGCCGAAAUUGCCUUAUUUUACACCCUCGUGUGUACGUGCAAGUUUAAUAACGGGGGCUUUAAUUGCUAUUUAUUUUGCACCAUCCAUUGGAUUAACUUUUUACCAACGUUGGCUUUUACAGAAAUUUAAAUUUCCACUAUUUACCGUCCUAAUCCAUUUGGUGGUAAAAUUCUUAUUAGCUGCAUUAUGGAGAUCAUGCGCGUCAUUAAAAAAUGACAAACCGAAACUAGUCGUCCCUUUAAAAGACAUCUUUACCUCAAUAGCCCCGCCGGGAUUUUUCAGCGGUAUCGACAUUGGAUUUUCAAAUUGGGGACUUGAAUUAAUAACUAUAUCUUUGUAUACAAUGACUAAGUCUACUGCAGUUGUCUUCAUAUUAGGAUUUGCAAUUCUUUUUAAAUUGGAAAAGAAAACUUGCAGCAUUUGGUUUAUUGUUAUCAUGAUAUCUAUAGGUCUCAGUUUAUUUACUUAUAAGUCGACGCAAAUUGAUGUACUUGGAUUUGUUUUGGUAUUGGUCGCUUCCAUGUGCAGCGGAUUAAGAUGGACUUGUGUUCAACUAUUACUACAAAAAUCUAAAAUGGGUAUGAAAGAUCCUGCUGAUAUGAUUUAUUAUAUGCAACCAUGGAUGUUUCUUAGUGUUUUACCCUUCGCUUUGGCAAUUGAAGGACCAACGGUUUAUGAAAAUAUAAAAGUGUUUCCAAACCAAGACAAUGUUUGGUACCUCCUAUUACUAGUUAAAGUUUUAGUUGGUGCUUGUAUAGCAUUUUUUAUGGAAAUGAGUGAAGUUUUAGUUGUUACAUAUACCUCCAGUUUAACUUUAUCGAUUGCAGGAAUUUUCAAGGAAAUUUUCGUUUUGGUAUUAGCCCAUUUUAUAAACGGCGAUGAAAUGUCUUUUAUAAACGUAAUAGGUUUAGUGGUUUGUUUAACUGGAAUAAUAACGCAUGUUAUUCAUAAAAUACGUAACGUCCAAGCACAAAGCAACAUUCAACGUUCUUAUAAUGGCGACGCGGAUGGGUUCGAAGUGGGAAAAUCCUUAAUUGAUAAUUCAGCUGUAAAUGUACACUAUCACAGUGACACUGAUGAAGAGAACAGCGACUCACAGGAAUUGUUUAACAUUUUGAAUCGGCAUGAUAGGUAGUGGAUUCAAUCUGUACGAAAAACUUAAAACCAGAAGAUAAAUUUAAAUUUUGUCAUUGUUUAUUGAUACUUUAUUCAAUUAGUUUAAUAUUUAUUCAAACAGGUGUAUUUUAUUUAAAAUUAAUAGGGGGAAUUAAUAAACUAUGAUAGUAUCCAUAAACAAUGAUUUCUUGUAUAUAUUAUUUAUAAGUGUUAUUAGUAUUUUAUUUUUUUCUUUUAACAUUAAGUUCCUAUCCGCGAUCAUGAAGAGUCUGCAUUUUAGGUUAUUGUUAAUUUCGUUUUGAUUAAUAAUUGGUUUGUUUAAGUAUAUUUGGUGCUAAUUAUGUGUAAACCUUUAGUUAAAAAAAUUUAAAACGUUAUUACAGAAAAAAUGUAUAUCAAUGUAAUCGUAUUAAGAUUAAUAAUAAGUUAAAAUCCUUAACAUUCCCUUUUCUUUGUAUAAAUUGAAGCACAUCACAUCUACCACUUAUUUGUACUUUGGACACAUUAGAGGAUUAGUCAUAAAAUAACUUAAAGUUUAACACAUUAAAAAAAUGAUGACUAGUGAUAUUUUUGAAAAGAAUAAAUGGAUUAAAAAAAAAAAGAAAUAAAUUGUUUACAUUUAUUUAAAUUGCAUUGUAUUAUUGUCCCUACUACAGAAGCAAAAAAAAAAUAUUACAUUCAAUUCUUAACUAAUUAAAAAUGAGUAAAAAAGUUUUGAGUAACGCUU